Messenger RNA from Lotus japonicus, 1494 nucleotides. RefSeq names its product protein FAR1-RELATED SEQUENCE 4-like. The record is from RefSeq and is a predicted model, not a curated record. The transcript has 4 exons. Gene Ontology annotation, molecular function: DNA-binding transcription factor activity, RNA polymerase II-specific. Bases 1 to 1494 code for a protein of 497 amino acids. NCBI's taxonomy places the organism in Eukaryota, Viridiplantae, Streptophyta, Magnoliopsida, Fabales, Fabaceae.
AUGGAUCCCAACAAUAAUCAUUUUAACACCCAAAAUUCUGUCAAUUACCCUUUCAACUACCCAAAUCCCAACAACUACAGAAUUCAAAAUGAAUCUUUCAACAAUAAUUGCAUUUUAAGGAUGAGUCUCCCUGAGUCAUAUGAAGUGAACAUGCCACAAGAAAGCCAAUUAGCCAAUGUAGAAGAUAUACAUGAUGUGCCAAUUGCAGCGGACUACACAGAACAAUUUACCACAUAUAGGGUUUUUGCUACUCGGGAGGAGCUUUUGGAUUGGGCUAAGAAUGUAGGAAAGCAACAUGGCUUUGUGAUCAUAAUUAGAAGGUCUGAUUGUGGGAGCAAGGGUCGUGGGAGUAAAGGCAGACAGGUGGCUACUUUGGUGUGCGAGAUGAGCGGAAAGUACAAACCAUACAAUCCUGUGUUGGUGCGGAAGGGGACAGGAACCAAGAAAUGUGAUUGUCCGUUCAAGCUCAAGGCGAGAUACACAUCAGAAGAUGGUUUGUGGAGGUUGACUGUAGUACGUGGCGUCCACAACCAUCAGCCAGCCGAGACUCUGGUUGGCCAUGCCUAUGCCGGUCGCCUUACAAGUCAAGAAAAUGAUAUGGUUGCUAAAAUGGUUGACAAUAGAGUGAAGCCAGGUAACAUGUUGCUUGCAUUGAAGGAUGCCAACCCUCAGAAUGUGACUACCAUAAGGCAAGUGUACAAUGAGCGGAUGGCAUACAUUAGGGCCAAGAGGGGACAAUUGUCAGAGAUGCAACACUUGAUGAGGUUGUUGGAGGAAGACAGGUACACGCACUGGUCCAGAACUGAAGAGGGUUCCACGGUGAUUCGGUCCUUAUUCUGGGCCCAUCCAGUUUCCAUCCAACUAUUCAACCAAUUUCCUACUGUUGUCUUGCUUGAUAGCACGUACAAGACCAACAAGUAUAUGAUACCAUUGUUGGAGAUGGUUGGCAUGACAUCAGUUGGAUUCACAUACACAAACGGUUUUGGCUACAUGUGCAAUGAACGUGAACCUGAAGUUACAUGGGCACUUGAAAAACUAAGGGGGUUGCUACUUAAAGAAGAGGACAUGCCUAAAGUUAUGGUUACUGACAAAGACACUGCUUUGAUGAACGCAGUUAAAGCCACAUUCCCUACAGCAGCUCACCUGCUAUGCCAAUUCCAUAUUGCUAAGUGUGUGAAGGCAAAGUGCAAGCUCACUAUCCAAGACAAGGAGAUGUGGGAUGAUGUCGGGGACGCAUGGAAUAGAGUCAUGUAUGCCGAGUCAGCGGAGGAGUUUAAUGCAGGCAUGGACUUCUUACGUUCACUUGUUGGGGAGCACUCUGACCUCAUGAAUUACAUUAAGGAAGCUUGGUUGCCGUUUAAGCACAAGUUUGUGAAGUAUGCGAUUGAUCGUUACAUGCACAUGGGCAACACAACUACUAACAGGGUUGAAGGUGCACACGCAAAACUGAAAGCGUGCAUCAAAGAUAGCAAUAGUGACAUGUGUGUGGCUUGA